Exophiala oligosperma is the source of this 1885-nucleotide messenger RNA. RefSeq lists its product as uncharacterized. Gene Ontology annotation, biological process: nucleosome assembly. The record is from RefSeq and is a predicted model, not a curated record. Gene Ontology annotation, cellular component: nucleosome. Gene Ontology annotation, molecular function: DNA binding; structural constituent of chromatin. The coding region runs from base 451 to 1131 and encodes 226 amino acids. The transcript is spliced from 7 exons. Lineage: Eukaryota; Fungi; Ascomycota; Eurotiomycetes; Chaetothyriales; Herpotrichiellaceae.
GAGGGGAGGGACGCGAGGGAAGGGAAAACGUGAGUGGACAAAAACAAAGCGUGGAGGGUGGGAAGGCACAAACAGCUUUGAGAACGAGGCAGCGCGUGAUCUGGCACGACGAUUGAUUAUUGUUCUGGUGCUGAACUGGGAACUCGAUGAUUUUCCCCCGUCGCCUCGACCUUUUCCAACUGUUUAGCUUCCGCCCAUUGAUGCGGAAUUGUGAUUGGCUGACGGGCGGAGGAGCUGGAUUGAUCUGAUUGUCCACGGCACGUCACAUGCGAGGUAUAAACAUCUGCGUGUCCCCCGCUCGCCGCGCGCUGCGAGUACAGCCCAUCACCCAUUCCAUUCUGCUUCCUCUUCUUUCCGCCUCAAGCUAACAGUCUCCCGUUUACUCGAUCCAUAGCUAUCUUUCGCCCUUGAUCUAUCUAUCAGUCGAUCCAUCAACACCACACCAUCAUCAUGCCUCCCAAGAAAGCCACCGGCACCGCUGCCGCCACCAAGGACAAGAAGCCCGCCGCCGCCCCGGCACACGCUUCAUACAAGGAUAUGAUCAAGGACGCAAUCAUCAACCUCAAGGAGCGAAAUGGAAGCAGCCGACAAGCCAUCAAGAAGUAUGUCAAGGCAAACAACAAUGUCACCAUCACAUCCGAAUCCCAAUUCGACUCUCUGUUCAACAAGGCUUUGAAGUCGGGUGUCGAGAAGGGUGACUUCCAACAGCCAAAGGGUCCCUCAGGUCCCGUCAAGCUCGCAAAGAAGGAAGCCAAGCCUGCCGAGAAGAAGGCCGCCGCCCCUAAGAAGGAGAAGAAGGACGAGAAGCCAAAGGCCACCAAGGCAAAGACUGUCAAGCCCAAGACCGCCGCAUCAAAGGUCAAGAAGGCCGCUGCCCCUAAGAAGGCUUCCGCCGCCAAACCAAAGGCCAACACCGCUACUAAGAGAGCCCCCAAGACCAAGACGAAGACCGAGACUGCCCCUGCCGUCACAGACGCCCCAACAGUUCUUAAGAAGACGAAGUCAGGGCGCGUCAGCAAGCAAAAGACCACUUCUGGCACGAAGAAGGCUGCUCCCAAGAAGGCAGCCCCCAAGAAAGCUGCCGCCAAGAAGUCGUCUGCCACACCCAAGAAGGCAGAGGCCUCUGCAUGAACUAUAACAGGGCUUCAUGUUGAUGUUAUGACCUGACGUGUGUUGCUUUUGCUUUUUCCAAACUUCGUGUGUGUGUAUGUGCUGCUUUGGAGUGAUUAUGUUGAUGGGACAUGACGUUGGGUGGUGGCCGGGUGUGUGGGGCGUUGCUGAUUGCCAUGAAAGGGCCGCUCACUUUUGGUUGCCGAUGUGUCUUUUUUACAUAACCUCGGGGGCGUGCUGUGUUUUCGACGCGUUUGGAAAUUCGAUGGCUCAAGAUGGGGAAUCUCGGCGUUAUUCGUGAUGUGAUUGGUUUUUUUGGGACUGGAAUACGUAUGGGACAAACGCAGGAGAUGCAGAAAUUCAGGGGCGCAAAAAGGUGUGUGUGAGUGUGUCUUGACAGUGCACGAGAGAUUAUUAUCCAUCAACGGCGCAUCUCAUCUCGUCUCCUUACUUUUGUAUAAGAGGAUGGAUGAACGAUGUGGGUGGCAACCUUUUGCAUUUUUCGAUCUUCACACGUACACAGUCAAUCGAAAAUGCCCCUUGUACAGACACUAGUAUUACCACACCAUUUUGCGCGCGCUUUUCAGUAUAGCCCGGAUUUUGGGGGGACUUGACGCUCUGGUGUUGAUCUUUCGUCAGGGCAAUUAGGUAAUCACAUUCUUUCCAAAACAAUGUGAUGUCAUUAGUCAUUCGGUCGGUAAACCUACCCGUACUGUUGGGAAGUACAAUAAAGUGCUACUUGUAGUUACUGUUCCCACAUCUCGUACUCGUACUU